AUGGCCCCAUCAAUCCGACAGUCCAGCAACAUUUUCUUAGCCAUUGUCGGCUUUUUACUCAGCAGCAUCAUCCUCUGCGACGCUGCUCCUCUCACCUCUCGUAUCCAGUCAAGAAGCUAUUCCAACAAUACCCUGAGCUCCAACACGACCACCCCGACCGGUCCUCUAUCUGCCGGGUCCAGCCCAAUCACGACCGGCAUCCCGUCGAGCCAACCCUUGGCCACCAUCUUCCCUGACUAUACCUCACAAUACAAUGCCAGAAAUGGCGCCGUUGACUUCCACACCACGCGAGGUCUAGUUUCGCGCUCGCCAACCAACGGUGGCGCCGACAUCACCACCUUGGUCACCUUUGCUGUCGACAGCCGAUACAGCUCCAAUAUGUGCCAGCUGGUGUUCGAUCUGGAGGACUCCAGCUCCUCGGCCUCCGGCUCACUGAAGGCCCAGCUCUUUACCUCUCUGGCCCCUGCCACCGCCGACACGGAGACGUGGCCCAGCGGCAACCUCCGCGACCAGCCCCUUGGCUCCAUUGACAUUGUUGCCGGAGGACGCGCCACAUGGGAAAAGGGCUCUGGGCCCGGCGCCACUGCCGAUGGUCUCAUUCCUUGCAGUACCAUAGCAGGAAAGAUCUACGGCGGUGAGAUCGUCCCCCAGGGCGACAGCCUUGCGGUCUCCUGGCCCGCUGGACAAGAUGGUAUCAAAAUCAUCGUCUGGUAG
Capronia coronata CBS 617.96 is the source of this 714-nucleotide messenger RNA. RefSeq lists its product as uncharacterized. The record is from RefSeq and is a predicted model, not a curated record. The transcript has a single exon. Bases 1 to 714 code for a protein of 237 amino acids. Lineage: Eukaryota; Fungi; Ascomycota; Eurotiomycetes; Chaetothyriales; Herpotrichiellaceae.